Messenger RNA from Panicum virgatum (switchgrass), 2517 nucleotides. RefSeq names its product 5'-nucleotidase domain-containing protein 4-like. NCBI's taxonomy places the organism in Eukaryota, Viridiplantae, Streptophyta, Magnoliopsida, Poales, Poaceae. Gene Ontology annotation, biological process: methylation. Bases 195 to 2249 code for a protein of 684 amino acids. Gene Ontology annotation, molecular function: methyltransferase activity; 5'-nucleotidase activity. The record is from RefSeq and is a predicted model, not a curated record. The transcript is spliced from 17 exons.
UAGCCAUGUUCGUUGGAGAUCACACGCCGACGACGCUGCUUUUCUGGUAGAGUACUAUGGUGAACCAGCUCUUGCUUUAAUCUGCUGGUGCCGCGCCAGCCCGAGCAUCCAUAUAAAGCGAGCUAGCCGCUGCACAUUGUGUGGCCGCGCGCGCGCCCUUGUCCAGGCUCGGAGGAGAGCGCCGGCGGCAGACCAUGUCGUCGUCGUCGAAGCCGGAAAAGGAGGAGGAGGAGUGGGAGGCGCCGUCGCCGUGCAUGAAUGGCGACGCGGCGGCGGCCUCGGAGGGCGACAAAGGCGGCGGCUAUGGCGGUGAGGAGGGACAAGAAGAAGGAGAAGAAGGCGAGCGGGAGUUCGCGGCGGUGAUGGAGCAGCUGGCGCCAGAGGGCGUGCGGGCGCUGCACGCGCGGGUGGAGGCGGAGUGGGGGCCCGUGCUGCAGAGCGCGUGCCAGACGGCGGCGGCGCGGGCGCUGUGGGCCCGCGCGGUGCGCGACCCGGCCGCCGCGGUGCUGGCCGGGGAGCGCUACCUCAGGGGCCUGCACGAGAAGAUGCGCCGCGACGAGCGCGCCGGCGCGCGGGAGGUGCACGGUGUCAUGAUCGCCGUGCGGACGCUCUGGUUCGACACCCGCAUCGAGGCCGCCGUCGACACGCUCGGCGGCGACCCCCAGGUCGUCAUCCUCGGUGCAGGUUGUAGUGCUGUCAGGAUGGACAGCGGUGCAGUGGAAUCCACUGGGGCAGUAUGGUCAACACCUUCGGCAGAACCGAGAAACAUUUCUAUCGGGAAGGAGAUAUUCUGCAAUAGGUCACUCAACAUGAGGAACAUCACAGCAGUAGGAUUUGAUAUGGACUACACUCUUGCACAGUACAAGCCCGAGACCUUCGAGGCCCUUGCUUACUAUGGUACAAUCGAGAAGCUUGUGAAGGAUCUGCACUACCCUGAAGAGCUGCUGACUUGGGAGUUUGAUUGGAAAUACAUGGUCAGAGGAUUAGUUCUUGAUAAGAAGAGAGGAAAUAUUUUGAAGAUGGACCGACACAAGUAUGUAAAAGUUGCAUACCAUGGUUUUAGGGAAUUGUCGAAAGAAGAAAAAGUUGCUGCUUAUGGGAGUACAUUGAUAAGAGACUCAUUUGAUGAACCUGAUUAUGCCCUUAUAGAUACGCUUUUCUCAUUGGGUGAAGCUUAUCUAUUUGCUCAGCUUGUUGAUUUCAUGGACAGUAAUCCUGGAAAAGUACCUGCAGGCACAGACUAUCCGCUUAUGUAUAAAGAUGUGAGGUCUGCAGUUGACUUGUGUCAUCGUGAUGGAACAUUAAAGCGGAUGGUUGCGAAGGACCCUGGCAGGUACAUCAAUGAGGACUUGGCAAUUGUACCAAUGCUUGAAAUGAUAAAGAAAUCUGGACGCUCAACAUUCUUGGUGACAAAUAGUUUGUGGGACUACACCGAUGUUGUCAUGAACUACCUUUGUGGACCAUACACUUCAGAUGCAGGAUCUGGUCUCAACCACAAGUGGCUUCAAUAUUUUGACAUUGUAAUAACUGGCAGUUCAAAGCCAAGUUUCUUCCACGAUGAUAACCGUGCGGGCCUCUUUGAAGUUGAGCCUGAUUCCGGAAAACUUCUAAAUGCUGAUAUUCAGAUUGGAAGCCCAAGAUCAAGUCAUCAGCAUGCAACGCCAGUUCACAAGGUUUACCAGGGAGGCAAUGUUGGCCAUCUUCACAGAUUACUUUCUAUUGCUUCUAGUUCACAGAUCCUCUAUGUUGGUGAUCACAUAUAUGGAGAUAUUUUGCGCAGCAAGAAAGUUCUGGGCUGGCGGACUAUGCUGGUGAUUCCAGAACUGGAGCAUGAGGUGAAGCUUCUUUCAGAAACAAAGUCGACUCGGAAGGAGCUUAGACAUCUCAGAAUGGAGCGUGAUUCAAUUGAAGACAGAAUCCAUCAUCUUGAAUGGUCUCUUAAAUUUGAUGAUCUCACAGAAAAUCAGAAGGAAAAGUUGUUCUCUGAACAUGUCAAUCUGCUGCAACAGCGAGAGCAUGCUCGCUGCCUUCAUCAAGAGGCUCAAAGGCAACACCAUCAGAAGUUUCAUAAAGUGUGGGGACAGCUCAUGAAGACUGGGUACCAAAAUUCCCGAUUUGCUCAUCAGGUCGAGAGGUUCGCAUGCCUGUACAGCAGCCAGGUUACAAACUUAGGUUUGUAUUCCCCCAACAAGUACUAUCGCCCGAGCGAAGAUUACAUGCCCCAUGAGUUCGAUGUGCUUGAGCUGUAGGAGCACUCCCUAGUUCAAAGCUCCCCGUUGUAAUUGAACCACAGCAGUGUAGGAGGGUGAUUUUAGCUGUGGCAUUGAUUAACAUGUGUAGUUGCCGUAUUUAUCGAGCGAAAGAUUCACUCAUUGGACAUGUUAUAACCGAGUAUUAUGGGUCAGGUAUAGUAACUAUAGUUUCAGAUAGAGCAAUACAUUUACCUGUAUAUUUUUUGUACAUAACAAGUUUUAAGCAGAAGGAAAAAAAAAAGCAAUGCCGAUCAUGUCUUAAGUA